Rodentolepis nana is the source of this 1929-nucleotide messenger RNA. The record is from the annotation of a GenBank genome assembly. NCBI's taxonomy places the organism in Eukaryota, Metazoa, Platyhelminthes, Cestoda, Cyclophyllidea, Hymenolepididae.
AUGGAGGAAGCUGACUCAACCUAUCUACUACCUAAAUUAAACCAUAAAGACAGCACUUUUGGCAUGCCUCGCAAGAAAUUCCCACGCUACGCACUCACGAACGGCCUUGAAAAAAAUGAAGCCACUCUUGUUGCUGAGGCCACUGCUUAUGCCGCCCGUCGUUUCCACACUGAACUGACUGCCCUUCAAGGCCAUUCCAAACGUCGCCACACUCCCGCCCCUCCUACUCACCAGUCACCCCCGUCGGUGACUUGUGCUAACACCUCCGCUGCUGUCAUUGUGAAACCGGAACCCCUUCGAAUGGCUCUACUGGAGGUGAACGAGGAAGAUGAAGAGAUGGAGGCUCAGAACGAUCCUUUAGAUAUAAUGUCAAAUGGAACAAAACUAUCUCGAGAAGCAUUUUUGGAAAGAGCAAAAGAGCUCCUUACUCGACCGGAAUCAAUCAUGGUCGCAAAUUCCACCUCUUCUGUAUCCUACGCCGAAUUAAAAGAAGCCCUCUCAACCGUGUUGGCUCGAAACUCCCGCUUGCAGGAACUACGUCAUAGUCAAAUCUCCCGGUACCUUCAACUCCAAAGACGCGCAGAGUCCCUCAAUGCCGAGUUGGAUGCCUCUGUAGACAAUUUGCGCCAUCACAGGACCCGAUGGGAGGCUGAAAAGCGACGACUGCUUGUUGAAGAGAAAGAACUACGCCAGCAACUGGCUGAGGCUCUUGCAGUGGUUGCUCAGAGCUCUCCGAAACGCAGCAACAAUCACCACUCAGACCAGGGUGAAAAGGGCAAUUGUUUACAAUGCGAGAAGCGUAAUCUAGAGAUUUCCGCCCUCAAAAUAGCCAUAGAACGUUUGGAAGGUGAGCUCGCACGACAUCGUCGAGCAUUCGAACAGGAAUCCGCAAAUUUCUCCGUUCAGUUAGCGGACGCGGCUGCUGAAAAUCGUUCCCUACGUCUCCAACUUUCAAGAUCUUCUACCGUCACUACGUCAGUAAAUUCCAAUACACUGCCCUCCAAAAAUUCCUGUGUAAGCUGUAAACGUCUUCAACAACUAGUAGACAUACUUCAAGAGAAAAAAUCCUCUAGAAACAGUGCUUCGGAAGUGGAAAUUCAAACUGAAUUUCCGCCUGAAAUACCUGAAAACUCAAGGCCUAAUGCGGCGGAAGAGGAAAGUGAUGGUAGAAGCCUUUUCGAACUUCUUGAAUCCCGAGGUAGAAUAAAUGAUCUCACGACUGAGUAUCUUGAGCAACAGCUAGGUGAAUGCCUUCGGACUGCCCCACAAAAAUUAACCGUGAAAACGCCUCCUCAAACGUCAAUAAUUAUGCCCGAUAAAAACGCAGGCACAACUGAGAAUGAAAUGUCGAAGACUCCUGAUGUUCCCCGGUUAUUGGAAAGGCUGAAAAAGCUAGAAGCAGAGGCUCAAUCCUCAGCGGAUCAAUUGAGAUCCAGUAAUGACGAAUUCCUUCAGCUUAGAGAACGACUGACCAGUGCUACAAUAGAAAAAGCUCACUUGAAAGCCCGGUUAGAUUCAUCAAACGAUCGGAUUCUCCAGCUAGAAUCCGACCUCAAUGAAAGAAUCCAGGAUUUGCAGCGAUUACAAAGUAGAUUAUCAGAUUACCAGAAGCCUCAAAGCUGUGUUUUACGAUUUGAAGAUAGUGAUCAUGGUCCUGUAAAUUCCUCUCCUCAACGAAUAAUCAUACGCCAGACAUAUUCAAAAUGCCAGCAGGUGUUCGCCUCCAUUUCCAAAAUACCGAAGCAAAUUCUGAACCAACCCACCGUUUAUGUAUUAAGCUCAGUAUGUCGAGCUGCUGGCAAUCGUGUGCUCAAAAGGAUUGACUAUCGAAUAAUUGGCUCACGAGGUCCACGUGUGGUCGUAUUCAUUGUUUUAAUACUUUACAUGUGUAUCCUUCAUUUACUUCUCGCGAACUGUCUCCUACAAUAG